AUGGAGACCUCUCGUAUUUUUGUCAGAGGACUUCCACCCAAGAUCACGGAGGCCGAUUUCCGGCAACACUUUUCAGCGGGAGGUCGUGAAGUUACGGAUGUCAAGGUCAUCCCCCAGAGAAGAAUUGGUUACGUUGGAUACAAGACACCAGAGGUUGCUGCCAAGGCGGUUAAGUACUUCAACAGAUCCUAUAUCCGCAUGUCGAGGAUCAAUGUGGAACUCGCUAGGCCAAUUGCAGAUCCCGCCCUCCAACACUCCAAAGGGGCCACCGGUAAUGUGCCUUUGGCCACUCUGUCACACUCGGCUGCCUUUCCGCCACCCGGCGACGAAGACAAGGAUGUAAAGAAGAAGCGGAAACGCGAGGAUUUGGAUGAGUCUGACCCCAAGCUACGCGAAUUCUUGCAAGUCAUGGGCCCUAGUAAGAACGCUGCAAAUGAUAUGCCAGAUGUCUUGGACCCUGUCGCAGCCAAGGAGCAGAAGAAGUUGCUCCAAGAUGGCGAGAGUGACGAUGAGUAUGAGGUUAUCCCUGCUCGGCCUGAGAAACGGCAGAUGAGGGAGGUGCCAAAGGGAGAGCAACGUUCGAUGCCUACGCCAGAGAAGGAUGAGGUGAUGCCUGACGCUGCUCCUGUUCCUGAGUCUACGGACGACGCGCCUCAAAAACAGGCUUCCGUCCCUCUGGUCACGACAGACGAUGAUUGGCUUCGUUCAAGGACGAACCGGUUAUUGGAUCUAGUGGAUGACGACGAGGUACUCCAACCUCCAGCCCAACAAACUGAGAGAGAGCCACUCGGAUGUGCACCCGCGGAACAGCAAAAGCAGCUCGCAAAGGCUGCUGAGCUGCCCACGAGCGGCGAUGCCAAGAGUGGGGCUGCUGCUGAGGAUGACUCGGCCCUUUCUGGCAAGGUCGAGGAUAACGACACCCUCGCCACCAUCAAGCGAAACGCUAGACUGUUUGUUAGGAACCUGCCCUUUAGUACUAACGAGGAGGACCUGCAGACGCACUUUGGACAGUACGGAGAACUUCAAGAGGUACAUUUACCAGUCACUGCUGCAGGCGCAAGCAAGGGCUUUGCCAUGGUACAGUUCAUGAGUGGCGAGUCAGCUGUUGCCGCAUUCCAGUCAACGGAUGGUCAGACUUUUCAAGGGCGACUUUUGCACGUCUUGCCUGCUGAGGGCAAGCGUGAUGCCGGGCUGGACGAGUUUGCAAUCUCAAAGUUGCCCUUGAAAAAGCAGAACCUGAUCCGCAAGAAGGCGCAGGCUGCCUCUAGCACGUUCAACUGGAAUUCUUUGUACAUGAGCCAGGACGCAGUCAACGCCUCGGUGGCAAGUCGUCUGGGUGUGUCCAAAUCGGAGCUUUUGGAUCACACGUCGGCAGAUGCCGGUGUUAAGCAGGCCAUCGCCGAGACGUCGAUCAUCCAGGAGACUAAAGCAUACUUUGUGUCGAACGGCGUAGAUCUCGAUGCCUUCAAGUCGCAAAAGCGGGGCGACACAACCAUCCUAGUCAAGAAUUUCCCGUUCGGAACCACAAUGGAAGAGCUGAGAACCAUGUUUGAGGAGCACGGCACCGUCCUGAGGGUGUUGAUGCCGCCUAGCGGUACCAUUGCCAUUGUGGAGUUUGCGCAGCCAGCGCAUGCAAAGGCGGCGUUCGCCAAGCUCGCAUACAGGCGCAUCAAAGACACUGUGCUGUUUCUCGAGAAGGGUCCCAAGGAUCUUUUCAAGAAUGACGCCUCGAUAGACAUGACGCAGGGCAAGGAGGAUCGACCCACCGGUGUCCAAAAACUCAGUGUUACGGAACUCUUGGGGCGGGAUGAGCAGGGUGAGGCUGACGUUGAAACUACGUCGUUGUUUGUCAGGAACCUCAACUUCUCCACAACCACGGAGAAGCUGGCAGAGACGUUCAAACCGUUGGACGGCUUUGUGUCCGCGAGAGUGAAGACCAAGAUGGACCCCAAGAAGCCGGGGCAAGUGCUGAGUAUGGGAUUCGGCUUCGUUAUCUUCAAGACCAAGGAGCAAGCACAGGCGGCGCUCAAGACUAUGGAUGGAUUCGUCCUCGAGGGUCAUACUCUUGCCGUCAAGGGUUCGCACAAGGGUCAGGAUGCUGCAGAGGAACGCCGGCGGGAGGACAAGGCCCGCAAGGCAGCUGGGCAACGGACCAAAAUCAUCAUCAAAAACUUGCCCUUCGAAGCAACCAAGAAGGACAUACGCACCCUCUUCGGUACUUACGGCCAGCUCAGGGCGGUGCGCCUGCCCAAGAAAUUCGGCAAUUCGACAAGGGGUUUUGCUUUUGCCGAGUUUGUCACGCCCCGAGAGGCCGAAAACGCGCUCAACGCGUUGCGAGACACCCACUUGCUGGGCCGCAGGCUGGUCCUCGACUACGCAGAAGCCGAGGCCGUCGAUGCAGAGGAGGAGAUUGCCAAGAUGCAGCGAAAGAUCGGUGGGCAAGUCAACAAGGUCGCCAUCUCGCAGCUCAUGGGCCAGAACAGGAAGAGAGUCAACAUCGGAGGCGACAACGUCGACGAAAUGGAUAUGUGA
Colletotrichum navitas is the source of this 2532-nucleotide messenger RNA. Its product is annotated as RNA recognition domain-containing protein. Lineage: Eukaryota; Fungi; Ascomycota; Sordariomycetes; Glomerellales; Glomerellaceae. The transcript is spliced from 3 exons. Gene Ontology annotation, cellular component: nucleus. Gene Ontology annotation, molecular function: mRNA binding. The record is from RefSeq and is a predicted model, not a curated record. Bases 1 to 2532 code for a protein of 843 amino acids.